AUGUCAGGGCUAUCACCCCUUGGCGCCCUCGCCCCCUCGGAGCUGCGCUGCUCUUACAGUUCCACGUCGGCAGAAGUAGAAGCACCAUACAGACAACUCAAUCACAAGGGCCAGUGCAGCAAGACAACCGACUGCUAUGCCGACUAUGAGCCCAAUGCCAAGCCCAGCCUGGUCUCCGCUCUUGUUAGCAGCUGA
Messenger RNA from Pyricularia grisea, 195 nucleotides. RefSeq lists its product as uncharacterized. The transcript is spliced from 2 exons. The record is from RefSeq and is a predicted model, not a curated record. Bases 1 to 195 code for a protein of 64 amino acids. NCBI's taxonomy places the organism in Eukaryota, Fungi, Ascomycota, Sordariomycetes, Magnaporthales, Pyriculariaceae.